AUGAAUGAACAGUUAAGCUCCUUGGAUGAUGAAGAGCUGAGUAUGCAUGAGAAACAAAUCUCGGAUAAGCUAGAAGUAAUUGAAAACAAGUUAUCCCGGCUCAAGUCGCAAAAGGCACAUCUUCUAGAUCUCCACGAGCAAAUACAGGACCUUCGGAAGCAGCGAAGAUUAAUCCAGCACACGGGAAGCAGUUGGGAUGGGGAAGAGUUCCCAUGGUCCGCCAAAGCAAGGCAACUUCUCUCUACCGUGUUUUCUGUGAAAGAAUACCGACCCAAGCAGCUGGCAACGAUUAAUGCUCUCAUGUCCGGCCACGAUGUUUUGUUUCUCGCUCCAACCGGUGCAGGCAAAAGUUUGUGCUUUCAGUUACCUGCCUUGCUAAGCGAUGGUCUGACGGUGGUCAUUUCACCGCUUAUUUCACUCAUGGAAGAUCAAGUGUGGUCAUUAGAUCGGUUGAAAAUCAAAGCCAAAUUGCUCUGUAGCACCAUCGAUAAGAAUGACAUUAAUCAGAUACACAGGGAACUCAGCGAGAAGCGUAAGCCGACCCUAAAGCUACUGUACGUAACACCGGAACGGUUGUCCAAGAGUAAACGUUUCAUGACUGCAUUGCAGAAGUGUUACAAUAACGGGCAUUUGGAUCGCUUCGCUAUAGAUGAAGUACACUGUUGUUCUCAGUGGGGUCAUGACUUCCGGCCCGAUUACAAAUUUCUCAAUGUGCUUAAGGAGAUGUUUCCCAAGUCUCCCUUGCUAGGGGUUACUGCGACAGCCACCACGAAAGUCAUCAGCGAUGUGCAGACGAUGCUUAACAUCCCGGACUCGUUACUGUUUGUGGCGUCAUUCAAUAGACCAAAUCUUUACUAUCACGUAUUGGCGAAACCUGCCAGUAAGCAGGAACAGUACGAUCUGAUCACAAAUCUACUCGUUUCCCGGUUUCGGAACCAGUCCGGUAUCAUCUACACGUACUCGAUGAAGGAUGCAGUUGACAUUAGCACAGCGUUAAUGUCGCGUGGAUUGAAGGCGGGACCGUAUCAUGCGAAUCUGGACUCAGCGGACAGGACCAAAAUACACAAGCUCUGGUACAACGAAGAUUUGCAGGUGGUCGUUGCAACGGUCGCAUUCGGUAUGGGGAUCAAUAAGGGCAAUGUACGGUUUGUGAUACACCACACGCUGAGCAAAAGUAUGGAAAACUUCUACCAGGAAAGCGGCCGUGCCGGGCGGGAUGGAGGACCAGCGGAUUGCAUACUGUUGUACAACUUUGUAGACAUGUUUCGCAUCACAACGAUGACUUUUUCCGAACAUACCGGACUGAAGAAUGCGUAUGCAUUGGUGAAAUAUUGCAUCACUACCAACGAAUGUCGAAGAAAGAUCAUUGCGCAAUACUUUUCAGAAGUAUGGGGCGCCGAAAAUUGUAACGCCAUGUGCGAUCGAUGUGUGAACACCGAUUUGGUUCGUCCGCAAAAGGAAAUCGCUCCGUACGUUCAGCAGUUGUACCGUAUUAUCGAGAAAGCCGACAUGGAGCAGAUGAACGUAACCGGUCUAAAGCUAGUCGACGCUUGGAUGCACAAAGGACAGGCCCAUCUUCGGCUAACGGAUCCAGCUCCGCUCAUUGAUCGUACGAUAGCGGAACAGAUCGUGGCGUACCUCAUCGUGAACGGUUACCUGAAGGAAUCGUUCGUAUUUACACCGUACGCAACGCUUAGUUACAUCAAGCGAGGAUCAGCGCGAGUUUCGAACAAUACACUGAAGUUCCGAUAUGGUAAGUUAUUUCCGCUCGUACCUGACGCAGACCGGACAAAUGGACACACUAAGUCAUCGACUAGUAAAGCGAAGAAACGGCCGGUUGCUGUACAGACGAAUGGAAGCGCUGUUAAACGCCGGAGUACACGGUUUAUGAGCUCGACCGAUAGCACCGAAGACGAAACGGACAUUUCACCUCCUGCGAGUGAACUGUCUCCUGAUGACAUAGUUAUCCAAGAUGAUGUAGAAGUGAUCGAGCUAGAUGGAGAUUAA
Messenger RNA from Anopheles marshallii, 2007 nucleotides. Its product is annotated as ATP-dependent DNA helicase Q1-like. Gene Ontology annotation, cellular component: cytoplasm; chromosome. Lineage: Eukaryota; Metazoa; Arthropoda; Insecta; Diptera; Culicidae. The coding region runs from base 1 to 2007 and encodes 668 amino acids. The transcript has 3 exons. The record is from RefSeq and is a predicted model, not a curated record. Gene Ontology annotation, biological process: double-strand break repair via homologous recombination. Gene Ontology annotation, molecular function: 3'-5' DNA helicase activity; nucleic acid binding; ATP binding.